This is a messenger RNA of Selaginella moellendorffii, 2352 nucleotides long. Its product is annotated as ABC transporter G family member 22. Gene Ontology annotation, molecular function: ATP binding; ABC-type transporter activity; ATP hydrolysis activity. Gene Ontology annotation, cellular component: membrane. Lineage: Eukaryota; Viridiplantae; Streptophyta; Lycopodiopsida; Selaginellales; Selaginellaceae. Bases 342 to 2336 code for a protein of 664 amino acids. The transcript has 9 exons. The record is from RefSeq and is a predicted model, not a curated record.
UCUAAAGGAGAUUUUGCAGGAAGGGCGGCAUGCCUCCUUCCUGAGUGCGGCUGCUGGGACAGCACAAAAGAAAUAUGUAGAAUCUGGAAAGUAUCUGCUGUUUUGUGUGACUGAAUGAAUUGGGCGAUCGAUCUUAGAUUGCCUCCAUCGACCACUAAGUUUGGAAUUUGGAAUAUUUGUGAGUGGCCGUUGAAAACGAAAGGCGGGUACAGGUGUUCGAUUUCAUUUUUGAGCGGCGGAAAUUUGACGGCCAACCGUCAGUGUUUAUAUUUGCCUUUGCAAACCGAAUUAGGGCUCUUGUGCAUGUCUCCAGUUAGCUCUGGAGAUACAUUACAAUUGGCAUGGCUCUUCCUCCCAGGCAAUCAUGUGUGGAUCAUGAAGAAAUCUCAUUGGGUGAGAUCAAGAUCAAGACAAAGGAUCCUGCAUGUAUGUGUGAAGUGGAAGUAGCUCCCCAACACUGUUCCGUGGACAUCAAGAGCGUUGUGAUUCCAAUCUAUUUGAAGUUUGUGGAUGUUCGAUGCAGCAUCCGAUUCAAGACUUCAACCUUGUGCCGUGGUUCCUCCAAUAUUGUUGGAAAGGAAAUCCUUCAUGGAGUAUCUGGCGCUGUUGGACCCGGUCAGAUUCUAGCGAUGAUGGGUCCUUCCGGGAGUGGUAAAACCACACUGCUCAGUCUUUUAGCUGGAAGAUCGCAAACAAAUUUACAUUCUGGAUCGAUCACCUACAAUGACAUGGGCUACACCAAGGCACUCAAGCGAAGAAUGGGUUUCGUGACACAGGAUGACGUGCUGUUCAUGCACUUGACAGUGAAAGAAACGCUCCGCUAUGCAGCUUUGCUCAGGCUGCCCAAGAAACUCUCGAGGCAAGAAAAGAUUCAGCGGGCAGACAGUAUCAUCCUAGAGCUGGGCCUUGAUAAGUGCAAGGACACGAUAAUUGGAGGGCCUUUCGAGCGUGGUGUAUCAGGCGGUGAAAGAAAACGGGUUUGCAUCGGGCAGGAGAUUCUGAUUGAUCCAUCCAUAAUCUUUCUGGAUGAGCCAACUUCUGGCCUCGACUCUACAACUGCUUUAAGGAUCCUGCAAUUGUUACAUGGGCUUGCUCAGGCUGGACGAACAGUCAUCACAACAAUUCAUCAGCCCUCUAGCCGGCUUUACCAUAUGUUUGACAAUCUCCUCCUCCUCUCAAAUGGCCACGCUAUCUUCUUCGGAAGAGGGCAGGAUGCUCUGCCGUACUUCAGCUCCAUCGGCCUCAACGCAUCGCUGCUUAUGAAUCCAGCGGACUUCCUGUUAGAUCUCGCCAAUGGUAACAUCAGUGACACGUCCAUCCCUCCAGAGCUAGAGAUUAAGCUUAUACAAAGCAAAGGCGAUAGCAAAGUAGGAAAGCCUCCCGAGCUUGCAGUGCAAGAAUAUCUGGUGGAGUGCUUCAGCUCCGAAGUAGCAUUUAGGGACAGCAGUGUUGAUUCUCCGCCCCAUGCAAAGGACGUGAUCCUCCCGCCGAGGCGCGAGUGGAGCAUCGGGUGGUGGCAGCAGUUUUUGGUGCUUAUGAGCCGCGGAUUCAAAGAGAGGCGGCACGAGUACCUGAGCUGGUUGAGGGUGUUUCAAGUUCUUGUUUCGGCGGUCGUAGCCGGCCUCGUGUGGUUGCACUCAAGCGCCGACUCGGAAAAACACUUACAAGACCAGGUUGGGCUGAUCUUCUUUAUCUCCAUUUAUUGGGCCUACUUCCCCAUUUUCGUGGCCAUCUACACAUUCCCUCAAGAACGAGCCAUGAUCGCGAAGGAAAGAGCGUCUGACAUGUACAGGCUGAGUUCCUAUUUCAUGAGUAGAACACUCGGUGAUCUUCCGCUCAACCUGGUGUUGCCGCUGGUCUUCUUGCUCAUCACAUACUUCAUGGCGCAUUUGAAACUCACCGUGGGGGCUUUCCUGCUUACAGUCCUCAGCCUCUUCCUCAUUGUCAUUGCCGCUGAGGGACUUGGUCUGUUCAUCGGUGCCGUGAUGAUGGACACAAAGCAUGCAACAACUCUGGCAUCAAUCCUUCUCCUCAUUUUCAUGCUCACGGGCGGAUUUUUCACUCACGGCCUAGCAUCAUUUGUGAAAUGGAUCAAGUACGUUUCCUACACUUUCUACGCCUUUAGGCUGUUGAUCAAGGUGCAGUAUAGUCGCUCCCAGGUCUACGACUGCCUCAGCGCAACGGGUUGCAAAAGUAUUGCCUCGGCGCGAGUAAUGGCUGACGUGGACCUGAACGAGGCCGGUCCAAUGGAGGACGUGUUUGCUCUACUCCUCAUGGUCGUCGGCUACAGGAUCCUGGCUUAUGUCGCUCUCAAGAGGAUGAACACAGCCAGAUAGUUGUAAUAUUCAACCA